AUGCCUCAUGUCCAGCUGUAUAUAAUAGAGACUGGUUUUGCAUUUGGCGCAAGACUUGUGUUCGCAAGACUCACAGGCCUCGCCGCGCUCGAUGGUGUAAUAGAUUUGUCGGCUUUCGCAACUGCAGCACGCCACUCUGCUCAGCUUGCACUCGGCGCAAAACUUGUGGCGGCAGCUGGUGCACCUGUAGCCGUGGAGGUUUCCGAAAUGACACCUGUGGCAGCUCCAGCCUUUGGAGGCGGCGGUCGCGCGCCGGCAUUCUUUCGAGUCGCAGUGUCCGGGGGUGUGGUAGAUGUAGUCGACGUCUUGGAAUCUGAAUGGCAAACGGCAGGGAUAGAAAGCUCCGGUGUCGAGAUCGACUAUUCUGGCGCGGCAAUACUCGAUACUGUCCACAUUGCAGUGGCCACAGUUUAG
Messenger RNA from Pyricularia pennisetigena, 414 nucleotides. RefSeq lists its product as uncharacterized. NCBI's taxonomy places the organism in Eukaryota, Fungi, Ascomycota, Sordariomycetes, Magnaporthales, Pyriculariaceae. The record is from RefSeq and is a predicted model, not a curated record. The transcript is spliced from 2 exons. Bases 1 to 414 code for a protein of 137 amino acids.